Messenger RNA from Aspergillus vadensis CBS 113365, 1079 nucleotides. RefSeq names its product transferase hexapeptide domain protein. Lineage: Eukaryota; Fungi; Ascomycota; Eurotiomycetes; Eurotiales; Aspergillaceae. The record is from RefSeq and is a predicted model, not a curated record. Gene Ontology annotation, cellular component: dynactin complex. Bases 162 to 929 code for a protein of 255 amino acids. Gene Ontology annotation, biological process: mitotic spindle organization. The transcript is spliced from 2 exons. Gene Ontology annotation, molecular function: dynein complex binding.
CCGCAAAUACGAUCAACAACACAACACAGUACAACCCAACACAACAGACAAUACUCAGUCUACUGCCUACCUACCUACAAGUCUUCUCACCACUCUCAAUUACCUCUUCUCUACAACCUCACCUGAACACCACUACCAACAAAACCACCACCAACCCGGAAAUGGACCCCCGACAACACCACCCAUCCCAACCACCACUACCACAAUCAACAUCAUCAACACACCUCAAACCACCACCCUCCACACCACACUCCCAUCAACAACGCCCCCCAUCCACCCCCUCGCACCACCACCGCACCCCCAUAACCGCGCACCCCAGCGCCACCAUCUCCGAAAGCCUCCUAAUCCAAGGCUCGCACCCCAUCUCCAUCGGAGCGAGCACAAUAAUCCACCCACGGGCUCGAAUCUACUCCUACGAGGGGCCGGUGAUAAUCGGCAACGGAUGCAUAAUCAGCGAGAAGAGCAUUAUCGGGUCCGCGCCCACCACCUCCACCUCCACAUCCACAUCUACAUCUACAUCAAGCGGCAUCGCCAGCAAAGACGAAGGGUCAAUUCUACCUAUCCGCAUCUCAAACAGCGUGACAAUCGGUCCAGGGGCACAGAUCCUUCCCGGGGCGCAUAUCCAUAGUGCGAGUUGUGUGGAGGCGCGCGCGGUGAUUGGGAGAAGGGCGGUCGUGGGAUCGCAUUGUCGGGUGUGUGCGGGCGUUGAGGUGGCGGAUGGGGAUGGGGUUGCGGAUUGGAUGGUUGUUUGGGGGGGUGGGAAUAGGAGGAGGAGGAGGGCUGUGGGGAGGGUGGAGCCGAGGGGUGGAGGUGGGAAUGGUGUAGGGGGGAAUGGGUUGGAGGGGAGGGUGAUUGAGGAGGCGAGGUUGAUGGUGUUGCAGAGGGAGAGGGAUGCGUUGGUUAGGUUGAUUGGGGGGAGGAGGAGAUGAGCUUGUUUUCAUUGUGGUAGGUUGUUGGAUGAUGGGGGAGAAGGUGGGAUAGGUGGGGGGUGUUUGUUUCUGCUCUAUACCCAGUUGCUAUGUGAUUUUAAAACUACUGCAAGCAUGUUGUGCACGUUCUUGAUCUGCUAGGUUCGAUGU